Messenger RNA from Seminavis robusta, 2392 nucleotides. NCBI's taxonomy places the organism in Eukaryota, Bacillariophyta, Bacillariophyceae, Naviculales, Naviculaceae. The record is from the annotation of a GenBank genome assembly.
GGACGUACCGUUGGCUCGCUCACUGGCUCUAACCCUGACUCUCCGCCUCACAAUUUACGGUUCAAACGGAUGGCGGAAUGGGGCAUUUUUUGAAAAAGCGCUCCCAUUUCCGUAGUGUACCGGUGGUAGAGCAAAGAGUAUCCGGAGCACCUCUAUCAUAAAACAGAUCAGAUCAGAACAGGAGAAGAGACCAUGAUGAAAUUAUCAAGCUCUCGCGCUGCUAGGAGUAGACGCCACGGAGGACUGUUACCCAUGGGAAUCCUGCUGAGUCUUCUGCUCCUUGCUCCGGUCUCCUCCCAGACUUAUCCUCAAGAAUGCGCCAACUACGCUCCACCAGCAGUCAUCAAAGGCAACAAGAUCUUCGUCAGCACUACCGGAGAGUAUCUACCAAUCAAGGGCAUCAACUAUUAUCCUCGACCUAACGAUGGAGACUUGGUGUUGGGGAACUCUCAAGACUUCUACUCGGAAGAAUUUCGAAGCAGUUGGGAGCGUGACAUUGCUCACUUCCAAAAUCUUGGUAUCAACGCCAUUCGUCUCUAUGCCGUAAAUCCAGGACUGAAUCAUGAUGGGUUCAUGUGUGCUCUCAAAGCAGCGGGAAUUUAUGUGAUUGUUGGAUUGGCAGCAGACUGCGAGAACUGUGCGGUUCAGUGGCAAGAUCCACCCAAUUGCUACCCCCUCAGGCUCCAACAACGAGGGCAAUUCAUCAUUCAACAGUUUGCUCGUUAUGAGAAUGUCUUGGGCUUCAGUGCUGGGAAUGAAGUUUCGUUGAGUGCAUACUCGGAUAAGGGCAAUCUACCCUGUCAAAAGAAGUUUAUCCGUGACAUGAGGGCCUUCAUUCAGCAAUGUGCCGCUAGCAGUGGCAUGAGGCAUAUUCCCGUUGGAGUCAUCUUUGCGGAUCACGAUCGUGAAAUCAAGGCCCAGUAUUACAAUUGUCGUUCCGAUCCUCAAGAUGACUUGGAAGAAGCGGAGUUUCUGGGAAUCAAUAGUUACCUGCAUUGUGACGGCAGUGCCACAGAUAUUGAUGAGCUCAUUGGAUAUAAAACUCUCUUGGCAGGCUUUCAAUCCUGGGGCCUCACUGUUCCUGCCUUGUGGACGGAGUUUGGCUGUUUGAAUGAUUCCUUUGAGACUAUUGGGGAUCACCAAGCUCAGAGGAACUUUCUCCAGGUAGAUGCACUGUUUUCACCCGAGUACAGAGAAGUUUUCAAUGGCGGAUUUGUUUUUGAAUACUCAACAGAGAAAGUGUACAGUGAGAGCCAAGCCCCUUUUCCAUUUACCGGCUUUGGUCAUGGCAAUUAUGGCGUGGGGUACUUUUCUCCUGAGAACUGCAAUGGUAUUGACAUCCCUUGUGAGUACAUUCCAAAACCCCAGUUUCAGUCAUUGGCCAGUCGCUACAAUGCCGUAGAUGCUGCUGUGGCCAAUGAAGUGACCCUGAGCAGCUUCAAUCCACCGGUGCUGGAUCCACCAGCUUGUCCUACUGAAGUCCCCGCGUUGAGCCAGUUUGUAUGGCCCACGGAUGACCCAAACAUUCAACCCCGGCAAUGUCCUGUUUUGGUUCCAGUCUACUGCUUUGGAGUACCAGGCGAUUGUGUCACUGUGCCGCAUCCGUCCACGGAAAUCUUGGACACUGGCGCUAUCGACGAAAUCUUUGACACCGACCCUGUCAACGUUGAACGAGUCACCAAUACAACGGCACCGGUGAAGACUUUGUCUCCCACUACGUCCGCUGUCGUCACACAGUCACCAACUACCAAUGCGCUCACAACAACAACGACAGCUCCAUCGUUUGCAGAGUCGCCCGGCACUGCUUCACCGUCGUUAAGGGCCACUAGUAGCACUACCAGUACACCAACUGUGGCCCCCAUUGUCACGGCAGCACCGACGGGAGUGACCUCAGAUCCCACAGCACCCCCCACUGUAGUAGCCACCCCGGAACCAACGACAGGUGAACCAACCAGGCAGCCGUCGGCAAGGCCAUCCACGGCUUCUCCUACCUUUACGCCAACCGAUGGCCCGUCUGCUAGCCCAUCAGCGACGAUCGAAGCCCCCGCAGAGGAUGGAGAAACUGGCAGCGAUCUCGAUACAGUGGAGGGUAUCUCAUCAUCAGGGCAAGACGUCUCGAACACAACAAACGGCAGUAACACUACCGGAGACGACUUGACGGAAGCGCCAACGUUUGAACCAACAGAAGACUUGGAGCUGCCCGCCGUGGAGGGAGAAGCAACCUCUUCCUCCCCGCUCUUGGCAAGGAGGGGUCUUUGGGUCACGGUUGGAGCAUUGGUCGGGUUGAAGAUGCUGCUCUAGUUGGCUGUAGCAAGCUGGCUGGCUACCUACACUGUUAGUUUUGAGCUGGUUUAAAUAAUCAAUUGUAACAGUUCCCAUUUUGAUUUUCUUG